Molecule: messenger RNA, 4913 nt
Organism: Leptonychotes weddellii (Weddell seal)
Lineage: Eukaryota; Metazoa; Chordata; Mammalia; Carnivora; Phocidae
Source: RefSeq, a predicted model, not a curated record
UGCUGUGCAUAACCCUGAUGUUUUUUGUAUGAUUACAUUUACAAGUUCUGUGGUAGACUCUUGAGCAGGCUCCCUUCUUCUAUGGUGGUGAGUCUGGAGAGUUACAACCAAAAGCUCCGGGUCAGGAAAAGUAGGUGUGGCUUUUUGGGGCUGUGCCGCCCAGCCCCUAGAAUGUAGUUGGCAGUCUCCUCCCCUUCCUGCACUUGAGCUCUUCACAGUGUGCGCACUGGAAUGACAGGCAUUCCUGUGUGAGGAGAGCCAGCGUGAAGACAUAUUUGUAAGAACCACAAGUGCCCAGGCCAGGAUACAGGGAACAGAAACUCCAGCAGAUUAACUGAUCUCAUGCUCUUUCCUGAUGUUUGGGAGUGACGCUGAGAGAGGAGUGCCUGUCCCCUCUCUAUGUGGAUUUAUCUUUUAAGAAAAGUUUUCUUUGGUCCGGGACAGUUUGUUGUCGUGAGAUACAUCAGACAAUUUAAUCAUGGGGCAAGCUGACGUCUCCAGACCGGUAAAUCCAGAUGCAGUUGAAGAAGCAAGCCAGCCCACCGCAGACCCAGGCAUGGUCAUGGACAGUGUGGAAGCAGGAGACACAACGCCUCCCACCAAAAGGAAGAGCAAGUUCUCAGGCUUUGGCAAGAUCUUCAAGCCCUGGAAAUGGCGGAAAAAAAAAAGUAGUGAUAAAUUCAAAGAGACAUCAGAAGUUUUAGAGCGAAAAAUAUCUAUGCGAAAACCGAGAGAAGAGCUGGUUAAAAGAGGGGUUCUGUUGGAAGACUCUGAACAGGGUGGUGAGGAACCAGGGAAGUUGAGCCAUGCCAUGUUAAAAAAUGGCCAUACCACUCCCAUAGGGAGUACCAGAUCUUCUAGUCCCAAGCAAGCAGAAGAAGAGUCAGGAAGAAUAGCAAGUCUUAGGAAUCCUGUUCCAGAAGAGGACCCAAAGAAGCGACUAGGCUCAACUGGAAGCCAGCCUAAUUCUGAAGCAGAGUCCGUUCCUGAGAACGCACCCAGACAGCCUUUGCUUCCCCCUAAAAGACCCUUGUCCUCUUCUCACGAAGCAAAUGAAGGGCAAGCAAAGGCUGCCGCUUCCUCUGGCAGCACGGCAUGGCCCAUCUCCUCGGCCCCCGCUGCUGCCCCCACCGCAGCACCCGCUGCCGCCCCUGCUGCCGUGAACCCAGCAAAGACUGUUGAUUCCUCCGUCCCCCCGUCCCCAGCACCCAGGACUCUGCCCGCCGCUCCGGCCAGUGCGAACACUACCGCUGCCCCAAGCCUCACUCCCUCGGUCCUUGCCAAGCAGCCGCCUGUCCCUCCCCCUAAACCAGCUCACAGAAAUAGCAACCCUGUCAUUGCCGAACUGUCCCAAACAAUAAACAGCGGUACAUUAUCAAAACCAUCCCCCCCCUUACCACCUAAGAGAGGCAUUCCAUCAACCUUGGUACCCGCCUCGGAGUCUGCAGCUGCCACCACCACAAAAGCACCGAGUGAUCAGAGAGAAAGGAACACAUGCUCUGUGGGCUCUGAACCACUGUUGAUGAUCCCACCUCCCUCUCCAUCCCCGCCACUGCCUACUCAUAUACCUCCCGAACCCCCACGGUCCCCUCCAUUCCUUGCUAAGACUUUUCAAGUUGUGCCAGAAAAUGAGUUCCCACCUUCCUUAAACCUGUGCCAGGAGGUAUCCCAGCAGGAAGAUCAGAAAAAGGAAGUACCCAAGAGGAUGUUGGACCACAGCUUUGGGGAGCCGCAUGUGCCCUGUAGGCUGCCUCCACUCCCACUGCAUAUCCGAAUCCAGCAGGCCCUGACCAGCCCACUUCCUGUGACUCCUCCCUUGGAGGGCUCUCACAGAGCUCAUUCCUUGCUUUUUGAGUACAGUGACAACUUUUCUGAGGACAGCAGCACCCUGGGUCGGACCAGGUCACUUCCCGUCACUAUUGAAAUGCUGAAAGUUCCAGACGAUGAAGAAGAAGAGGAACAAAGCCACCCAUCUGCAUUCAUUGAAGAUGCGGCAUCUACCUCAGUUGUUCCUGAACUACCACAGUGUCUGCAGGAGGAAGAGGAAGAGAAGGAGAGUGACUCUGAUUCAGAAGGUCCCAUUCAAUACCGAGAUGAAGAGGAUGAAGAUGAGAGCCAUCAUAGUGCUCUGGCCAACAAAGUGAAGAGGAAGGACACACUGGCAAUGAAGUUGAACCACAGACUCAGUGAACCAGAGUUGAACAUGAAUUCUUGGCCUCGGAAAAGCAAAGAGGAAUGGAAUGAAAUACGGCACCAGAUUGGGAACACACUGAUCCGACGGCUGAGUCAAAGACCAACACCGGAAGAACUAGAACAGCGAAAUAUACUACAACCUAAAAAUGAAGCUGAUCGGCAAGCAGAAAAACGAGAGAUUAAACGUCGGCUCACUAGAAAGCUCAGUCAAAGGCCAACCGUGGCUGAACUACUUGCCAGGAAGAUCCUGAGGUUUAAUGAAUAUGUGGAAGUAACAGAUGCUCAAGAUUAUGACCGGCGAGCCGACAAACCUUGGACCAAACUGACCCCUGCUGACAAGGCUGCCAUAAGAAAAGAAUUAAAUGAAUUUAAAAGCUCAGAGAUGGAGGUUCACGAAGAGAGCAAACAUUUUACACGCUACCAUCGUCCAUGAUGCUGAAGUCUGAGAGAGGAACUAAACAACUCCCCAACACAGGGCUGCUUGGCUACUUCAGUCUCCAGAGUGAUGUGAAAGGAAUUUCUGCACUUCCCAGCACAGCCAGGAUUGAGUCCUCUGGGACGUAGUUCUGGGGCGAACAGCACGUCUAUGAAUGUAGCAUUUCACUGGAAUGGGUGGUCAUGUGCUGCUCUGGACAAAACUGAACACUUUUUCAGUGCUCUUGAACCUUGUAAUAUUGCAGCGUACUUGAGGGGUCUUCCCCACCAGCCACCCUCGCCCCAAGAUGACUGCUUGCGCUGGGGCACAGUUUGCACCAUUAGCCUUACCUGCUCGGUCCUGGUUCUGAGAUCCCCUUGUGUGGCACCAAAUUCCAGCUGUCAAAUCCAGCUGGUGGUGGGAAGAACCUUCUGGAGGCCCCCGGCCUUCUGGCAAAGGGGCUCCCAUGUCCAGGGCACGCCUGCACACCACACUGGCACGUCCAUUGAAAGCACCGCACUAUGCCUCUCAUAACCCAGCAGUAUAGUCCUCUUCAGGCAGUCCAGCCUCAGAGAAGCUCAGGAUCUGACAUGGUCCAACCUUUUGGCACAAGUCAUCCUGAUUUUUAUUUUUAAAAUUAAAAAAAAAAAAAAAAAUCUUGAAGAAGUGCUGGAAACUUAUAUUUUUCCUAUCUGUUAAACAAUCUGAGCUGCAACUAGAUGCCAAGUUCGGAAAAUGAGAAAGCAUGUAUGUUUUCUAUAUACAAAACCAAAACCAAAAAAGGCCUUUAUUGUUUUCAAUUAGCAAUAAUCGCGCCUCGGAUAAACCUCAUUGGCUACAAUACUGCCACUGUGCAAAGCUCAAAGGCCUUUAUUGUCAAUGCCAACUUGUCAGAAAACUCACUCAUUGCUUAAAUUUUAUAAGCUAUUGUGCUUUCGUCAUACCAAAUGAUAUUCUAAGUCAUUCUGACCAGUAGAUGUAGCCUCGUCCAUAAAAAAGAGUUUUGAAAGACGUGGGAGCAGCCGUCCUCCUUGGGCCCCCACGUUUCCAGCCAGAAUCACUGCAAGGUCUCGGAACACGGGGUGCUGGACCGGAAGGGGUCUCUGGAGGAGGAAGUAGGAGGGACACAGUCAUGACCCGCUCCUCCUCCCUUCUCCUCAGUGCUGUUGGCCCCCUCCUGCCAGGCUCUCCCACUUCCCUCCUGCUGACCCUACCCUCUCUGGCAGCCUCCACCUCACGCACCCCUCCUCUGCCAAGCAGUCGCCAGUGUCGUCGGUGCUUGGGCCUUGGCUCAGCCCCCACCUCUUUUUGUAUUUGUAAUAUAUAUUAAUAUGAUUUCCUAGAACAGAAAAUUCAUUUGCUCUGAGUUUUUAUUUUGAAAACCAUACAGCCUCACCGUUUCCUUCUAAUACCUGUCCAUAUUAAGUGGAAGAAAAAAAAUAGUUCCUAUUUAACUGAUGAAUGUGGCUUUUUUUCCCCUUAAUGUUCAGAAAAUGGUGGCUGUUUCAUAGAUUUCUUCUGCAGUUCCUGUUUUGCUGCAGCUGUUCAUAGCUGUUCCUCGUUUUCUGCUUUUAUAUCCCUAUAAUAAUUACUGAAAAAUCAGAAUAUCCGGUCAGAACAAAGGAGGUGAGGUGACCAUAAAAGGUAGUAUUUUCUCUUUGUAUGGGGAAUAGGGAAGUAUUCAGAUUUUUCAGUUACUGUCAAAUGCUUUGUGGGUUUGGAGCUAUCGUGGGGCCACAGCUCCUUGAAGCUUAUUACAUUUGGUGUGACUGCAGGGAAAGUGACAGUUCUACACAGUUGUUAGAGGUCUGUAUUUAAGGUGGCCACACACGUGACUUCUGUCUGUUAGUUCGGAGAUUGUUUGGCUUAUACCAGCAUUCUCUGUGACUUGAAGUGACUUUUUCAAACCCUUCUUCCGCUGCCUGGCUUUCCCUUAAUGUGCCAAGUUUGAAACACGAUUUGAUUUCCUGAGCUACUUGUCUGCUUUCUAUGUGCCGCUAAGGACUCUAGUUCAUCUUUCAUCUCAUCAUGUUCUUUUGAAACAAGAUGCUUUGGGGGUCAAGUCUUUUCAGGUGUUUUUUAUAUAUACAUAUAUAUAUAUAAUGGAUUUUGUGUUCCCUUUUUGUGUAAGUAACAAUUCCCAAUCAUAAUGUAAAGAAGAAAUAAAAAUCGGAUGUAUUGUACUUCAAGAUGCUUCCCUGAUGUACAGAAUCUCCUUGUAAAGUAAAUAAUUGCGUUGUAUAUCAGUCUUCCUAUCAAUAUUAAUUAUAAAGUAUUUUAGAAUUAAACAAAAAGCCAAACUAUA